AUGGCAGUUCUCAACACGCUGCCGAACGAGAUACUCUCGCUGAUAACGAAUCAUCUUGAACGGCCACGAGACCUGCUCUACCUAUCUCUAGUAAGCCGCCGGUUGAGAGAAUUUGCAAAGCUCGAUGGAUGGAAAGCUUUGCUCAAAGGCCGCUUUGGCCUUGGUGGAUUGGAUCCGGACGCCUACAACGCCGUCCAUGGUCUAACAACACUAUGCCGAAACUGGGAUCGAAGAGGCCUUAUCGCAAGAUACCUGGAACCAACGGAGAAGACGAUGAGCAUGAAUACUUGGCAGGCUGAAAGGUGGAGAGGGCCGCAAGGUCAGACAAUGGGGUAUCAACCUAGCAUCGACAGCUAUGAAGAGAUGUAUGGGUCGUGGGGAGAACGAAGAGAAGUAUUGGCAUGGUCUGCUGGUACUCAGAUUGUUCUACGGACUAAAGAGACGGGCGCGAAUAUUGAGAAGAUAAGAAAACGCGAAGAGGGUCUCGAUCCGGCAUCUGAUCAGACGUGGACGUACGACGCUUUUAAGCAUCUGAAUACGUGGUUCACGUAUAAGAUCCCGGAUAGCUUUGAGGGUCGCGACGACAUCACCAAGAUGAAGUUGCUCCGACCGCAUCAGAGAGAUUUGGCGUUUGAAGAAAUUGUUUUCGGAACAGCAUCGGGCCAGCUUUCGUUGCUUAGUGUCAGCCCUGACCUUGCUGAAACUAAGGUGCAGCAAUAUGAUACCAAUGGGCGUGGCAUCAACGAUCUGUCAGUGUCAUCUUCGAACUCGCCCAUGCUGGCCACCGCCCUUGCGGACUCCUCACUAGCGCUCUAUUCCAUCGACCGCGACAACUCUUCGGAUGAAGCUAUUAGGCCCUCUUCAGAAGUCAAAACAACAUCAGAUGGUGCAUCACUCGGUAGACUAUGGUCGUGUGAGUUCCUGUCCUCUGACACGGUCGCCGUAGGCUGGGGACCCCACACCGAGCCCAUCGAAGUCUACAACAUCGGUCCCGAUGGUCUCACUUCCGCACCCCUCCGUCGAUUCAAUGUCGCUCAUGCACUCCAUGCACAUUCACGUCCGACUUCGAUAUACCCCAUAUUGCCAAUGCCGAGUACAGCACAAGGCGCAUCGGAAGCAGGCCACACUUUCCUCUCCGGCGGCUACGACGGCAUCAUCAGACUCCACGACAUGCGUUCACCUCGCGGUUUCGAGCAGAUCUUCUGGGACCCAACAAACGACUCGCCAAUCUAUUCCUUGGCUGCGCAGGGUCUAGAGCGUAUUGUAGCAGGUGUAGCUCUCCACAGCAUGAUCAAAGUAUUCGACGUGCGCUUCUCUGGAUCUCAUGCUUACCACAGCAUGUCUAUAUCCGGGAAUAAACCCAGCCCGAAAGGAAAGACAGCAUCUUCGGAUCCAGCGACUAAUGUUAUAGUCAAUGAGACUAGGAAACAUGUCCCAAUAAAAAGCGGUGGCUGGAAUCUCUACCUCAACCCCCGCAUACCCCCUCCACGUACUGCAUACCGCCAAGAUUAUUCGCGCGUGCGAGAAGAUUCCCCAGUGUACAGUCUCUCUAUCCCGUCAUCUACAUCGCAAAACCUUUACGCUGGUCUCGAAGGCGCGGUCGAAGCUCUUACUUUCCACGGCAUCGCGGAUGUGCAUCCGGAUCCAAUGAUGUCGCACUCCCUCAUCCAACGCCACAACAAGACUGCGGUUGAUGUCCGCGCAUCGUACAACCCAGAUGGCGGCGCGCUGAAUCUGGGCAUGUAUGAACAAGGUACCGACGAGGGGAUAGGCAUGCAAUUGUUGGUGCAAGAUGGUGUCACGGAUAGCGCCGUGCGGAGAGAACGUUGUGAUACAGCGAAGGCUAAGGGAUUAGAUGAACGCUGGAUCGAUCUCAGGGAUGAAGGGGAGAGAUGGGCUAGGGGUGAGGUUGUGCCAAGAAGGGAGGCGACGCGUGGACCUAGGACGGGUGGUGGGCGUGGGCGUGGAAGAGGAGGCAGGGGGAGAGGGGCAGGAAGAGGGGUUUAG
Messenger RNA from Alternaria burnsii, 2007 nucleotides. RefSeq lists its product as uncharacterized. Lineage: Eukaryota; Fungi; Ascomycota; Dothideomycetes; Pleosporales; Pleosporaceae. The transcript has a single exon. Gene Ontology annotation, molecular function: protein binding. The coding region runs from base 1 to 2007 and encodes 668 amino acids. The record is from RefSeq and is a predicted model, not a curated record.